Molecule: messenger RNA, 5786 nt
Organism: Porites lobata
Lineage: Eukaryota; Metazoa; Cnidaria; Anthozoa; Scleractinia; Poritidae
Source: the annotation of a GenBank genome assembly
GUCAUUCAAAAUGGCGGCCACCUGCUUGCCACGUCACCGUUUCCAGCAUGUAAGAUUCUAAAACACAACGUUUGUUUCUAUAAUUAGAAUCUGACAACUAGGGAAAACACGGUAUUAUUCCACGUAUAAACUGUGUGUGUUGGCAGGCUUUGAACUACUUGAUCUUCGUCAUUAGACAAAAUGGUGGUCAGUGCAUCUCCCUCCACCGUUUCUUUGGAUCAUAUGUACGCCAAGAAUGAAACUUUACUCGAAGAAGAUUUACUUUCAAGCUCGACAGAUUUCCUAAGCACUUGGUGUGAGGUAAGUUAACUUAACAAACAAAGGCCUCUUGUCGGUUUCGGCAGACAUCGUAAGCCGUAAAUUUUAUCAGUUAGCUUUAUUUAUUCCACGUAUAUGCUUUACAUGUAGACCAUGAAGCUGUGUGCAUUUAUGUUACGUGCAAUAGAACACAAGGACUUGAAACCAACUAACACUCUUGCUUAUCAGCUAGCGUUUUGCAGAGGUGUAGACACAUUUUGGACAACUAUGAGCUUAUUUUUUUACAGCUGCACUACGUGAGCCAAAGUUUUAGGUAUAAUUUUCAUGAUUCAUGACCCUUGAGAUUUGGAAUUGCUUAGAGUGGUAACAGAUGCAGUACCCUACGAGCAGAGGCCCUUCAAUCUUCCUAGAUACGACUUAUCUAGGAAGAUCGAAGGGCCUCUGCUCGCAGGGUACAGAAGCAGAUCAGUGUAUUCAGCAUCUGUGCAUUAUAGUAAUGUUCAUGUGUACACAACAUUGACAAAUUGUGCAGCAUAUGCAUGAUAGCUAUUUUUACAAACACUAAAAACAAACGGACAAAAGACAAACUUCCAAGAAAAAGGGGACCACUUAAAAGUUAACACAAGAAUGCAAUGUCAGACAUCAAAAGUGACUAUUAGCAGUAUCUGUAUAAAUUUGCUUUGCUCAGUUCUCGCUGUAAAAUGACCUGUGAUCAGGUACAUAAAUAAAAUGGCAGUAAAAUGGAAUUUAUGUUAAAAUACACUUUAAAAAGAUAUGGCACUACUUUGAAUCUUUAGUAAAGGAUACUCUCCUCAUUUUCAAGGGCAACAUUGCUAACAGUGAUGACGAUGACAUCCUCAGUCUUCUGUUUGGACAAGAAUUCACAAACUUUGGUGAUGGGUCUCCACCACGUAGUGAGAGCACCUCAUCAGAUUCAUACAUGACACCCAGCCCUGAUGCUUUAGAUGAUGUGGAAUUGAGUGAGAUUCUCAGCUCAACAACAGGAUCACCUGGUGUUGCACAUAGCACAGAGGACUUCACCAUAGAUCUUGGAGGUAUUUUCAAUAGUGUAUUUUUAUAUAUUUUCGCUUCAACAUAGUUUUAAAGUUGGCCUCUUGCAAGAGAAAGUAUAUUCAUGGUGGUACUUCAUGCCACUCUGAGAAAAGAUAAAAAUUGAAAAUAAUGUAUUUUUCACUGAGGCUGAAUUGUCCAACAUCUUGUUUCUGAGCACCUACAUUAUCAAGAUGGGACAGUUGAGGAGGAAGGAAAGUUUGAUGGGGAAGAAGAGGUUGGCGGAGUUGCAUAAAGUCUGUGUCCUAAAGUCCAGUAAAAAACAUCAUUAUUAUCAAUGUUUAUUUAAAGCUAUGCCAGCCAUUCCUCCCAUUUUUCCUUUUAAUUUUUUUUCUUAUAGUUUCCUCCAUCAGCAUCAUGCUAUACCACCCAACUUGUACCAUAAUAUCUGAGUCCUAGUACCAGUGAAAUAUUCAUUUUAUUAUCUCUUUGCUCAGUGAUCCUUUAUUGGUUGUCUUUGUAGGAUGGAAUGUUGAUAUUGAUUUACCAGACUUUGAAGGAACUACUGACAAUUCAGAGUUGACAACAAUCACCACAGCUUGUCUGCCAACUUCUGUAACAUCUGCAACUACAUGUACAGUGACAGUCAUGCCAUCCAGAACAGCAACAACAACAACAACAACAACUGCAGGCCAACCAACUGUCUCUCUUAUUAACAGGGUAAGUGUAGGGACACUGGUUUAUUGUCUGCAGUCAUUUUUUUAUUAACCAUUUGAAGCCUGGAUGAAGAAACAGAUUCUCCUUACCAGACUCCUAACAUUACUGAGGCAAAGUGUAGGAGAAGUUUGUUCCACUUGAAAGAGAUUCAUGUUUCAUUGAUACCUGACAACCUGCUUUGAAUGCACUGAUAAUUCUACAUGAGGAAUUUUUGGUGUAUACGACUACCUUGAUAUCAUAACUACAGUAUUUUGGCCGAGGCUUGGUCCUCAUUUUUUUUAUGUAGGUGAAAACCUUGUUGGUACAACCACCUCAUUAAAACAACCAGGGGUCAAUUUAAUAAAACUUUUAUACGUGUAAUUUAGAAGUUCUCAGACUCUAUAACAAUGGCUGCACUUGUAAAUUACACGUGUAAAAGUUUUAUUAAAUUGACCCUAGGAUUUCAUAGCUCACACAUGUUGAUUUUAUGAAGUUCCACUGUACAUUUACUGUACCUAUAUAAAUGAUCACAUUCUGCAGGUCAGAGUUCAGGUUACUGUGCUACAGAUAAAUAAACAAGACGCAGGUGUCUCAUAGGCCUAAUAAUCACCAUCCAAGCUGCUGUGGAAUCACUGUUUGGCUCAGUCAGUUCUGUACUCUUGACCUGUGAAAUGUGUUUAUUAGACCUGCUAUUGUUUCACCCAGGUUUCUUUCAACAAAAAUACAUUAUGCAUUAACCCAUUCGCUCCUGGAGAUUUUGCCGAAAAACGCGUUUUGAAGCUAGUCGAGUGGUUUUCUGGUCACUGUCGUUCUAUAAAGAGCUAAAACUCGCUUUCUCUCCUCCCUUCUUUUUUCGCUUUUCUUGCCUCAUUUUUUUUUUCUCUUGCUGGGCAUUUAGUAGGCUUGAUUUUGGUGGCAAGAGUUUUUAGGAAAGCGUUUAGGAUCUUAGGAUUAGGUGAAAGGAAAGGUAGGUGGGUAAUGGAACAAGAUUUUCAUGGAGAUUUUCAGGUCAAUGUCACGUGGUUUUUUGCUCGUUUCUCCGGUGUCCUUGACUGAAUUGUGCUCAUUCUGGUAUGGUUUGAAAGAUCUCUUCACUCUGCACAAGUUAGCGAAGAAAGUUGUCCUUGACCGUUAAAACUGAUGAUGUCACAAUGGGUAGAAAGGACCUGGAUCCGCACGGGCGGUUCAGGGGCGAAUGGGUUAACUCUCAUGAAAUAACCUCCCCAUCACUACAUACAAUGUACAAUGUACCAGUGGGGCAACAUGAGUCAUAUGUAAAAUUAUUUGUCAAUACAGAGAACAUGAAAUUAAUAUUUGCUCAUUAGAGGUAGUAUUUACAGCGGUCUCACCCAAUCGACUAUAUAAGACACAUACACCUUGCCUUCAUAAUCUUCUUUAUCACCUUCAAGAGAAUACACUUCACUGGUUGCUAUGUAUGGCUUAACACCUUUCCUUGCCCACUCUCUGCUUCAUUGCUCCUCUUUCAGGUACCCUACUCUAUCUCAGGUCUGUAUCUCUUAUCCGGAACAGGCCGCCAGAUUUCUCCAUAAUUUGCUUAAUAGCAGCAUGGGCGAGAUAGUUGUAAAUUAAGUGUACUACUUACAUUUUGCAGCGUUCCAUCUUAGUAAUAACUUCAUCUUAUUUUUUUGCUGAUUUAGGCAAAGACACUUGUGCUAACAAGUGAGGAGCUGAGAUUGUUGGAAUUAGAAGGGGUCACAUUACCCACAGAUAUGCCACUGACAAAGGUAAAGGAAUUUUAAAACAAAAUGGGCUUUUAUUUUCACAGCAAUUGUUACAAUUUUACAAGACAUUAAUGAAACGUCAUCCACUUCUUUUUGUGAAUUCAUAUGCAUUGUAUAGCUUUACCUUUCUGUUUUUUUUUUAACAUCCCAGGCUGAAGAAAAAGUUUUAAAGAAAGUUAGAAGGAAAAUUAAGAACAAGGUAUGUGACUUGCUAAUGCAAAUUGUAGUUAAUUCAAUGUCAUUUUUUUAAUACAUGAAGGUUUCUUCAAUGUAACAUAUUUUUGAAUUGUUAAGUUUGUUAAGUUUUAGCCAUUACUAGCUCUUGUCUGACAUUGAACUGAUUUCUUGUUGGUAGCAAUCUGCACAAGAAAGUAGGCGGAAGAAGAAAGAUUAUGUUGGAGGAUUGGAGGAGAGGUUUGUUGAAUUUAUUUAAAUGUACUUAUGAUAUGAAUGCAUUUGAACUAUGCCAGGUCUAAAGUUGUCCUGACCUAAACAAAAUAUGAUUGCCUGAUUAGUUUAAAAUUAUAAGGACACUUGUACGUUAUUUUAAUCUCUGCAGCUAAAUUUUAGUUUCCUUUGUUCUUACCUGUAGGUAUAGUAAUGUACCAUAAUGUGUUCAAAACAAUAUUGAACAUAAUACUGAACCACAUCAUAACCAAAAUUCUUUUCUAAAUUCUUUUUUUAGGGUAAAAGCCUGCACAGAACUCAACCAUAAUCUAACAAAGAAGAUGGCUAAUUUGGAAAAGCAAAACAAGUGAGUUGCCACAUUUUUUGAUUUGUUAAUUGUGCAAAAGAGUUACAUAUCAGUGUCCAUCUCAGAUUCCUUUGAUGGGUACAUAGGCUGAAGCUUGUGGCCAGGUAAUGAAAAACAAAUUAAUGAACAGAGGAGACUCGAUCUGGGAUAAGGUCAAUUUAGUAUUCUCCAGGUUCACUUCUAAUCAAUAAAUUGCAUGGAAUAAAAAAACAAAAGGGUGCGUGGCUAUUGUAAUGCCUAAAGGAAAACAAUAGUCUCAAUGAUGCUUGAAAAACUGUUUUGUGUUAAAAAUGGUCAUGAUUAUUAUUUUUUAUCAAUAAUUUGGUACUUGUAAAUGCCAGUAGAUUGACGAGGCUUCCAAAAUUAAUGUUCUUUUAGGUCUCUUCUUGACCAACUGAAAGAGCUCCAAGCACUGGUAGCAUCUACCCACCCGACAAAAGCCCAAGCUGGCACAUGUCUGAUGGUGCUGUUUCUGGCUUUUGGUCUGGUCCUUUUUCCUAUUAAUAACAUGAACUUGGGAGAGCAGAAAGAUACUGUGGCAAAAUAUUCUCCAGCUAUUGGUGAGUCAUUAUUCCAGUACGAGCUUCAAUGUGAGAGAGGGUGAGAACCAAGAGAUGAACUCAAGGGCAUUGAACCUUUCACAAAUUAAAUAGGGGUGAUGGGAAAGCUAUAUCCUUUUAUGAACUAAUUUCAUGGGGACUAAUACUGGCUGUGUGUUUCAAAGAAGUGUCUAGCCAGCAUAGGAAACUGUAAAUCAAGUGGAGCCCUGCCUCAAUCACCACCUUGACAAAAUUUAAUAUUAUCACAUUACAUUGUAUUUUAACUUUUCUUUUUUGGAAACUUUGUAAAAUGAUAUGUCCACUGCAUUAAGACAACCAGUAUUUCAUGAACUUGAGAAUGAGCCAGUGUUAUGCUAAUCUCACAGUAGGACAGGUUUAAAGAUGCCUAACUAGGCUCUAGGCUUUUAAUGCUUAAACUGUGCAAAGACUUGCAUGGUUUGGGUAUUAACACAAGCUAAAAUGAACCGUACUGGUCAAGAAUUUGACCUACUUCUGAUCAGGUCAAAAAAUUGCACAUUUUGUCAUUCAUUAUUUUUUGGUUUAUUUGCAGUCCGAUCACGCACACUUCUUCAAGUAAACGAAGAGUACACAGCUGAACCAGAAGAUGUUUCAGAGACAACUUCAUUUAAUGUGAACAAUUCAGACUAUCUCAAGGCAGCUACUCCCAUCACAUUACCAGGUUCUGUAUCACAUGAAGUUACAGUGGACGUCUCCGAGAUUGACAGAACAAGUCAAGAAAGUAAAAUAAAAGCUCACAAGCGGUAG